Petromyzon marinus (sea lamprey) is the source of this 2393-nucleotide messenger RNA. RefSeq names its product solute carrier family 25 member 19 (gene SLC25A19). NCBI's taxonomy places the organism in Eukaryota, Metazoa, Chordata, Hyperoartia, Petromyzontiformes, Petromyzontidae. Gene Ontology annotation, biological process: transmembrane transport. The record is from RefSeq and is a predicted model, not a curated record.
GAUUAAAUUCACGACAGAGUCAAGCGUUUCACGACAGUACUGUACGUGAGCCCAAGGGCGUUUCACGACAGCGCCGUAAAUGUUUUGAAGGGCAUGCUUUACGACAGCGCCGUGGUACGUCUGGAGGUGUGUUAAAAAGAGCUUUACAGCUCUUCGGAUUGCCCGGAUGAAAGUGAAUGUCCCGCGACUCGCGGUUGCGCUGCGGCUUCAGAGGUAAAACCUCUGAUCUGCAUUGGGGAGGGGGGGUUGUUGUAUUUAAUUAUCGUGUAAAGCCGGACGGGCGCCUCCAGCUGUCAGCGUACGCAGCCAACCGUGCUAAUCGGAGGCGACCGACGAGGCGCUGGUGGACGAGGCGCGGACCGCGCGGGGUGGCGGGGGGGGUGGGGGGGCGCAGUGCCGGGCAGCCAUGGUGGGGUUCGACCCGAGCCACCGUAGGCUCGGGCCUACGGAGGUGGCUCUGUGCGGCGCCCUCUCGGGCUUCGUGACGCGAGCCGCGGUCAGCCCGCUCGACGUCGUCAAGAUCCGCUUCCAGCUCCAGGUCGAGCGGAUCUCUGCGCUGGAGCCGCGCGCCAAGUACCGGGGCCUGGCGCAGGCCGUGCGCGCCAUGCUGUGCGAGGAGGGUCUCGCCGCCUUCUGGAAGGGGCACGUGCCCGCACAACUGCUCUCCAUCACCUACAGCGGCGUGCAGUUCGUGACGUUCGAGGGCCUCACGGAGCUCGUGCACGGACACACGCGCUACGAGGCCACGCAGGCGCACGUCCACUUCGCGUGCGGCGGCGCCGGGGCCUGCAUGGCCUCGCUGGUGGCCCAGCCGCUGGACACGCUGCGCACGCGCCUCGCAGCGCAGGGAGAGCCCAGGGUCUACCGGGGGCUGGUGCAUGCGGUGGGCACCAUGUGGCGGGGCGAGGGGCUGCGGGGGUUCUACCGCGGCCUCUCCCCCACGCUCGCCGCCGUCUUCCCGUACGCGGGGCUGCAGUUCGGCUUCUACAACGUGUUCACUCGCGCUGGCAACACCCUGGCCGCACGGACGCAGCGCCGCACCGGGGGCCUGCAGACCCUGGUGUGUGGUGCCGCGGCGGGGGUGCUGAGCAAGACGCUCACCUACCCCUGCGACCUCGUCAAGAAGAGGCUGCAGGUGAUGGGAUUCGAGCAGGCGAGGUGCCACUUCGGAGAGGUGCGUGCGUACUCGGGUGCGUGCGACUGCGUGCGCCACGUGGUGCGGGAGGAGGGCCUCCCGGGCCUCUACAAGGGGCUCGUGCCGAGCGCCCUCAAAGCGGCCGCCUCCACCGGCCUCACCUUCCUCACCUACGAGAUGUUCUCGGCGCUGGCGCGCUCUCACCGCUCCCGCCCCGGGGCCUGAGGCCGCCCCUCCGUCUCCAGGCGUCGCCAUCGAACUCCAGGACCUUCUCAGGACUUCCGGGGGCACCUCGACGGGGACUCCCGCAGCCUUCUCUGCGUCUCCUGGGUCACUCGGUAGAACUCGAGGACGCCCUGGCCUGUGACUUGAGGACUUUCUGAGGUCUUCCGUGCAACUCCAGAACCUUCCUGUAAACGCCACUGUUCCUCAUUGGGACUCAACAGAAACCUUCACUGGGUGGGGGGGGGGGGGGAACGAGAUCUUCUCCGACACUUUGCGGCCUUCCUUGGGAUUCUAGGACCUUCCGGGACCUUCCAGGACCUUCCAGGACCAUCCCCAGGAGGUCAGCAAUUGCUCCCUGCAGGGGCCUCGGGUCUAGCGCCGCGCACAAGCAGUUCCAUGGAACCAAACGCGACAAAGGUCGAAGGUCGCGAGUCACAGGGCAGUGCCCCCGCCCACCGCUCCCACCCCCUUCCUCUCCGCUACUGGGCGAGAGGUCACGAGUCGUGGCUGGUGCAGCUCGAGAGAGCCGGCUCGCUGGACCACCGCGCCGGGCGGAUUUGGAGCACACGCGGACUCAAAAGUUCCCGGCCCCGCCGGGUGCGGGGACUUCGGGCGACGCUCCCCGGCACCCGGCUCCGAACCCCAGCGAUUGUUUCCGUAAACCCGCGUGGCUCGGACGGGGUCAUCACACGCGCGUUGCCACGACCGACGGCGGCGCAGCUUUACCGGGCGUUACUGAAUGCGUGGUGGUGGUGGUGGUGGUGGUGCGAGCGAGCGAGCGAGCGGAGCUGCGUCGUCCCGUGUCCUCUGUUAGACUUCAAUGCCGCUGACCGCUGCCGGCCAUUUUAGCGUGGCGUGGUGGCCGGUCCGUGUGUUGUCUCCCGUCCCCCUCUUCUGCAUGGGGUGUUUCCCCCGGGGCUCUCAUGUUUCCAAAAGCAAUACCGCAAAAUGUGACCGGUAUUGUGCCAAAAAAAAAUGUACACCGCAAAUUGCUAAAUUUUGAUCGCACGCAACAAAAAGAUGUUCAGGCUUU